This is a messenger RNA of Ruditapes philippinarum (Manila clam), 5504 nucleotides long. Its product is annotated as transmembrane protein 94-like. Bases 91 to 3798 code for a protein of 1235 amino acids. NCBI's taxonomy places the organism in Eukaryota, Metazoa, Mollusca, Bivalvia, Venerida, Veneridae. Gene Ontology annotation, molecular function: nucleotide binding. The record is from RefSeq and is a predicted model, not a curated record. The transcript is spliced from 27 exons.
UGGCGCGAAGAUUCGUCCUUAAAAUUUAUGACUACAGUUGACAUGGUAUUUUCUUAACGAAAGAACGUGUUUAGAGAUAAUUGCCUCAGUAUGGAGGAGGAAGUGAGGUCAUACUCCAUGUCUCAAGCUCUAGAACUAUUACAUGAAGAACUUACAUCAGAGCUAGAAACAUAUACAUUAAGUGUUAAACAGUCAAGAAGCUUAAGAAGAUAUCUGUCAGUAUUUCAUCAUGGUGUUGUACGGAAUCUGUAUCACUGGACAACACUUGUGUUAGCUGUUCUCAUAGCUGUGGCUCUACUUGUUGCUUAUGGUUUUAGUGAAACAAAAAGCAGCAAUGACAGCAUAUGGAUAGUUAUUGAAGCAUGUAUAAUCCUGGUGUCUGUGGCAGGGAAUGUUUGGAUAGCACUACACAAUGCCUCACAGGAGAGAUAUGAAUUUGUCCGCCUUCUCCAGGAAAUUCUGAAGAGACUGGCCUCUUGCAUGAAAUACAAUACAUGGAACAGGCCAUAUUUUCCAGGAAUAGACUCCCCAUCUUCUCCUUGUCUCUCCUUAGUGUGGACUCUAAGAGAAGGAAAUGUUUAUAAUAUGCCAACCCCAUUGCUAGUUAAAGGAGAUGUCAUAUUAUUGAGGCCUGGACAUAAAGCACCUGCAAGGUGUAAACUUUUAAAGAGUAUAGGUGUUGGUAUGGACACAGUUAUUCUGGAGGAAGGAGAGGUUUUCUCCCCUGAUAUACAAACUGAUAUCUACAACAUGCCAAAAGUUCGAGCUCCAACUCAAACUCAGAAAUUCUUACUCCUUGAAACACCAUAUGUAAAAUGCUUGAGACAUAUAUUUCAAGAUACUCAUCGCCCGCCCAGUAUUGUAGAACAUGAGAAGUAUACUAUAAUGACCAAAUGGAUUGGUCAUAGGAUUGUUCCUGUAGUACUGUUGAUUAUGUUUGUGACCAAUGUUGUCAGACUGAUCCAUCUAAAGGGCCAUACUGGACACUGGACAGAAAUGAUCAUUACAUUACAGGUUCAAGCAAUAUUUCCCAUAGUACCUUUGAUCAUACCAGUAAUGUAUCUACUGAUUAACUUCUAUGGUCAAGCACGAGUGUUUACAGCAUUUGAGGCUGGGAAAGGAGCUAAGACAUUGUUCAGUGUACACUUUGAUGACCCGUCCUGGGACCAGCAUCUGUCAUCUCUUAAACCAUUGGGUUUGACUGUAUUAGCAAACACAUGUAAUUUGGAGACAUCAUCCUGGUAUACACAAUUUGCUGAUCAUGUGGCUAGUGCAGGGCUACAGAAUGAAGAAACUGUGGCUGUUGUCAAUAGAAGAUGUAUGUGUUCCUUGGCAAGAGAAAUUGGCUUUUCUAACAAUGCUAUGGAUAUCUUUACUCUCGAAAAAACUCUUGGAAUGUACAGACAAGUGUCUGCCGAGAUGACAACUAAGGAAAGAUUGCAGCGAGCCAAAUCCUUCAUUCAGCAUAAGAUACCGAUGCCAAAUAUGGUGUCUGUGGUCUUACGAGAAAAAAUAUCUGGUUCCUGUCAGUUGCUGACACAAGGUACAGCAGAUAUUGUGUUGUCAUGUUGCACAGAUUUCUGGGACGGUCAAGAUCUCACACCACUAACACCGACAGAAAGGAAGAAGAUACUGGAUUUUUAUCACCGUACAAGUAUUGGUUCAUAUUGUACAGCAUUUUCAUAUUGUCCAGUAAGACAGAGUAUGAGUGGUAGUUCAGUAGAUCUAUAUGUGGAACUCCCAGAUGAUACACAUCUUAUAAACCUGGCUGGUAGUAUGGCCUCGCUUGACAGAGAUCUUGAAUUAAUGUCAGAUGUGCAUGGUCCUUGGGAUUUCCCGCGAUCUUUCAGUGCCGAUUCAUUGAUAGAUUCAAUGAGUAUCCAAUCAGCAGACGACAGUAACAAAGGGGUAUUACAGACACAGUGUAAUCAGGUGUUUAUAGGAAUGGUUACCAUGCAGUAUCAGGCAAGACAGGACUUCAUACAGUUAAUAGACAAGCUGGAAGGAGCGUGUAUACGUUUUGUACACUUCUCCCAGGAGAAUGAGGUACGGAGUCGUGUAUUUGCGGAGAAGAUGGGUCUCGAGGCCGGCUGGAACUGUCAUAUAUCUCUACGUUCUGAGGAACAAUAUCUGUCUGCCAUGUCCGCUAAUAUAUCUGGGCAUGAUGCCUCACAACAUGCCAGCAGACGGUCCACCGUCAGCAUUCCAAAGGGAGAGAAGCCUGUUAUGUCCAAAAUUUCUAGAAAGAUCUCACAGCAGAUGUCAAACAAGGAGAGCAGAAGCCAAAGUGCACCUAGCAUAGUAAAUCUCGGGUCCUCUCAGGUGAAGUUUGAAACCCAGGUGAAAACAGCCAUAGUGAGUCCGAGGAAAGUGAAAGCUGACAUGAUGAUAGAUGCUCAAGUUAUGGAGGAGGUCCUUUUACUACAUGAUGAACAGCUGCAUUAUGGAGAUGACCUAAAUGUAUCAGAUAUAGAGAUGGAUGGUGAGGAUCAUUCGGCCUGGAUGAGUGAGGAGGAUCUUAGCAGGCAGGCGUCCAGUUAUAUCACAGAAAACACCGAGGACAGCCUUGCCUUUGAUAAUAGGGCAAAGUUACCUCGAGGUAUAGAAAAUAUCCGUCCACAUCUUAGGAAUGUAGAUAAUGUACCGUUACUGGUAAAUCUAUUUACAGACUGUACACCAGAGACCACGUCUGAGAUGAUCAGGAUCAUGCAGGAGGAAGGAGAGGUUGUACUCUGUGUUGGCAGCUCUAUUAAUAAACAAAAUGUUCCACUAUUCCUGCAGGCAGAUUGUAGUCUAGCACUGGAGCCAUUGUGUCCACAAGUAUGUAUAAGACAGCCGACUGCCAGUUUGCUAUGGGAUAUGGAUGUACCAACACCUCUGCAGUUAGCCAGCUCCCUUCUCUCUAUCAUGUGUCCCAUUCUAAUCAGUAAAAAUGAAAACAUCAGUUUGAUACAUCUUAUAGCUGAGGCACGUUCCCAGCUGAUGUCAAUGAGGAACUGUUUCUACCUGAUGUUAUGCUGUAGUUUGUCCAUCACGUUUGCUCAGGUUUUAGCUAGUUUAUUUCUACUCCCUCCUAUUCUACCAGCUCAACAUUUACUCUGGCUCUCCUUGAUUGUCGUUCCCCUGCUGGGCCUCACCAUGAUGGGUAACUCUGUAGAUGCUAGAGUGAUGUCCCUUGCUACUAGAAAAAAUGCUCAACAUAUCACUGCAGAGAUGAUACUGCAGUUUAUUGUUUAUUAUGUGAUGAGAUUUUUACCUCCAGUAUCAGCUGCAUUGUUUUGUUACUAUUUAACCCUGCAGUCUUACUGUCAGACUGUCACCCACAAUAACUCCACAGACAGUUGUGCAAUACAUGAUUUUUUUAAUACGUCUCCAGAUGCUAGACGAACUUGGACAGAAAAAUUCUCUGGAGGGCUGGUCCUUGCUCAGAAUAUAUUUGUUUUCCUUCUAGUCUUUUAUUUUGAGUUUAUUUCCUUGAGUUUUGUUCACUGGAAUGACCAUAUAUGGCAACAGUUUCCAGCUACAAAUAAACUUUGGUUGAUUGUUGUACCACUUUUAUUAAUUGGUCAAAUAGUGUUUAGUGCCUGUGAUACGUAUAUAAGAAGUAGAGAAGCCAUCUCCGCCUUGCCUUUAUCUCAAGUCCAUCCUGCAGUGUGGGCAGUAGGGUUGGCCUUUCCCAUCGUCAUGGUGAUCGUGAACGAACUGGUCAAGCAUAGAGAAAUCAAGUUAGCUGUUCGAUCACAGAAGAGAGCCAGACUUGAUUUUGGAACAAAACUGGGCAUGAAUUCUCCAUUUUGAUAUCUUUAAGCAAUAAAUCAAACAUGCUGAACCAAAACAAAGCAGAAAUUGCUUAGGACAUAUCUCUUCAUACUAACUGUUCUCAAUUUUUAAUUGGAUAGUCAUUUCAACCUGUUAUCAAAUACAUUUGCGGACUUAAUCGUCAUAGAGGAAGAAUUGUUUUAAAUAAAACUUAUGUUUUUACCUUUAAAGGCACAUGAGGCCUCAGAAAUUCAUAGUUUUGUUUUGUUUUAUUUGUUACAAACGUCAAUCACGUGUUUCAUAAUGUUUUGAUCAUGGAUUUAAAGCAUGGUAGAUGAGCCAAUAUGGAAAAUGUAGGAGAUGAUUUUUCAUAAAUAUAGCGAAAAAGUAUUUUUGAUAAGAUACCAAAAUAAAUUUUUAGGAUCGUUGAAUGUCCGUUGUCUGUCGUCCGUCCAUACUUGUUCAUUAACACUCUAGUGGUCACAUUUUUGCCGCAAUCAUCAUCAAACUUGGUCAGGAUGCUUAUCUAGUUGAUAGCUCGGAUGAGUUCGAACAUGGGUCAUCUCGGAUGAAAAACUAGGUCAUCAGAGCUAAAAAUAGAAAAACCUUGUUAACACUCUAGCGGUCACAUUUUUGCCUCAAUCAUCAUCAAACUUGGUCAGGAUGCUUGUCUAGGUGAUAGCUCGGAUGAGUUUGAACAUGGGUCAUCUCUAGAGCUGUCAUUGAUUCAGUGCAAAGCAUAUCAACAAUAUAUCGAUAUCAAGUGACUAAAAUCAACGAUACACCGAUAUAUAGAUAAUAUUCUAUACUCACAUGUCUGUCAUUCAUUUUCAUACCUGUUUCAAUGAUUUCAGUCAAAAACAUAUUCUGUACUGAGUGUCUUGUCCAUUGCAUGAUUUUUUCCAGACAAUAUUUUUUGUCACCAUUGCUAUGAAAUAAUUCCACUAUAUAACAAAAGCAUAACAUUAGAUAUAAAUAACUGCUUCUGUUUAUAUUUUGGGUGAAUUUUACAAUUUCUAGACAUUUAAUUUAUUAGUCAAAAGUAUCGAUUUUUUAAAAUGUGUAUCGAUUAUUGAUCGGCAAAAAAAUAUCAACGAUACAUCGAUAUUGUCGAUAUCGAUGACAGCUCUAGUCAUCUCCGAUGAAAAACUAGGCCACAGGAGCUAAAAAUAGAAAAACCUUGUUAACACUCUAGUGGCUACUGUUUUGAUCCAAAUAUCCUGGAAAUUGGUCUUAAAGUUUGUUUGAUGAUUUCUAGGUCAAGUUCGAAUAUGGGUCACCUGGGUAAAAAACUAGGCCACACUGCUCAAAUAUGGAUAAUCCUAGUUAACACUCUAGUGGUCACAUUUUUGACUCACCUGUCAUGAAACUUGGUCAGAAUGCUUGUCUAGGUAAUUGUUCGGAUGAGUUUGAUGGGUCAGGUGACCGAUCUAGGGCCAUCAUGGCCCUCUUGUUAGGAAAUAAAAUUGAUAGCAUUUCUGAGGCAGUCAUGGAGAGUUAUGAGAAUACAUGCAGAAGUUUCUGGUACCAAGUGUGUUAGUGUUUAAACCUUCAAUACAACAUGCAUAAAGAUGCUCUCUGUUAAUACAUGUUGUAAAGUUUGUUUUAUGCUCAAAUUAUGAAAAAAAGUUCAUCAUUCCUCAUUGUUUGUUAAAUUUUUGUUCAAAAAUUUUUCAGUGCAAGACAGUUUAAUCUGUUUUAUUCAUAUACAUGUAUGAUAAAAUAAAUUAUCUAAUUAAGAAAAA